AUGUACAGCAGUGGUGUGCUCCCGAGCAGCCCGACCGGGGGAUGUUAUUACUACUAUCCGGACGGGAAUACUAAUAAUAAUAGCAACAAUGCUCAUCACCAGCAUGGCAUCGCUCAUCACCAGAAUCACCAACAGCCCGAGGGUGGUGCAGUAGGAAGGACUUAUUACCAAUCUCACGGCACCGCACCCCUCCAGCAAAGGACUAUGAAUACUGACGACUUAGGUCCGGAUUUGCAGUUUAUAGGGAAUGACGUCCCGUUUUAUGAGAUUGAUGCCGGCAAGAAGGAAAUGCACUACGCAGACUUGCAACCCCUCCACAGUCAAGAGGCCCAUCAGAUCAGUAACGCAGCGAUGUUCGAUCUCAUCACAUUCCCCACCAACAACACCGACAUUUCAGAUCCAUGGGAGGCUACCCGUCCCUACCUAUUGAAGCACCCGAGCGAGUGGAACACAGAUGAAGUCCUAGACUGGAUGCUCAGUUGGUCCAGGCAGACUGGCGUGGACUUGUUAGACGUGAACAUGCGCGAGCUGAAUGGACGGAACGGACAGAACUUGUGUAGCCUAACAGAAGGCGACUUCUACCAAAUCGACAAUGCAUACGGUCCAUCGCUCUGGCAGAGCUUGCAAAACGAAAUUGCAAACCACUAUCAGUUAAACCCCAUCCUCAACAUAUCCAACUCCAACACACAACUCCCGGGUUUCAAUAUGUUGUCCAACAACACCUACCUACCGCUCAUGGUUGGAUCCGAAAUACAAGGGAGCAGCCCAUAUUCCAGUCACGAUUCGGACCGGGAAGACCGAGAGAGCACCAGCAGUAGUAUGAGCACUGCGAACGAGAAAUCUGCCCUCAGUUCAGUCAACACCUACAUCACCUCUUCCUUAUGCGCAGAGAUCUUGGACGAUAAGAAGCCUGGCAGAAGAGGUAGGCCCCCCAAAACGGAAGCCAGAUCUUCCAGAAGUCGACAAGGGAAGGGCAACGGCAAGUUGUGGGAGUUCAUCCGGGAUCUUCUGCUCGAUCCGGCCACCAAUCCUAGUCUGAUUCGCUGGGAGCGGCUGGACGAGGGCAUCUUCAAGUUUGUCCAGUCCGACCGAGUGGCCAAGAUGUGGGGCGACAGGAAGCAAAACCCAAGAAUGACGUACGAGAAGCUCAGCCGAGCCAUGCGCACGUACUAUAGCAGCGGCAUACUGUCUCCUGUGCCUAAAACGGAGGGCCUCCCGAAAAAACUGAUCUACAAAUUUGGGCCUAAGGCGAACGGAUGGUCACGCGACUCGCAACUCUCCUUUCGGUGAUUGGUACUACUACAAGAGCCAAGUGUUGCUCCCAGUGUUCGGAAGAAGGUUGGUCUACAAAUUCGGGCCCAACGCAACAGGUUGGAGACACGGGUCUGGAUAUCACUGAGCGACUCCCUCCAUACAGUCAUUGCCCACAU
Messenger RNA from Uloborus diversus, 1430 nucleotides. Its product is annotated as ETS homologous factor-like. Gene Ontology annotation, molecular function: DNA-binding transcription factor activity, RNA polymerase II-specific; sequence-specific DNA binding. NCBI's taxonomy places the organism in Eukaryota, Metazoa, Arthropoda, Arachnida, Araneae, Uloboridae. Gene Ontology annotation, cellular component: nucleus. The transcript has 10 exons. Gene Ontology annotation, biological process: cell differentiation; regulation of transcription by RNA polymerase II. The coding region runs from base 1 to 1290 and encodes 429 amino acids. The record is from RefSeq and is a predicted model, not a curated record.